Molecule: messenger RNA, 123 nt
Organism: Funneliformis caledonium
Lineage: Eukaryota; Fungi; Glomeromycota; Glomeromycetes; Glomerales; Glomeraceae
Source: the annotation of a GenBank genome assembly
AUGGAAUAUGAGAACAAAUGUUUUAAUCUAAAUAGCGAUAAUACAAAUGAUAAUAAUGAAAGAGAAAAUUUUCUUGUAAUUACAGAAAAUGUGUUAGGAAUAGAAUUUGAUUACAAUAGAUAA